Molecule: messenger RNA, 2189 nt
Organism: Betta splendens (Siamese fighting fish)
Lineage: Eukaryota; Metazoa; Chordata; Actinopteri; Anabantiformes; Osphronemidae
Product: 5-hydroxytryptamine receptor 3A-like
Exons: 12
Coding region: 171-1661 (496 amino acids)
Biological process (GO): regulation of membrane potential; signal transduction; nervous system process
Cellular component (GO): synapse; membrane; neuron projection
Molecular function (GO): extracellular ligand-gated monoatomic ion channel activity; neurotransmitter receptor activity; transmembrane signaling receptor activity
Source: RefSeq, a predicted model, not a curated record
ACAGGAUUGAUCCUCCUUUAGAAAAACUGGUGUCGGGUUCCUGGCGUUGGUGCAUUAAGUGGGUUUUCAUGUUUGCCCUGCCCUCGUUGAUUCAAAAGCAAACAUCUGAGUAGAGCAGCAAACAUUUCACACCGAACAGAGAAGACGCGGCUGAUUGACCUCUGGCUGUGAUGAUGCUCGCUGGUUUCCUCUUCCUGCUCCUCCUCACAGGUGGGACCACAUCUACUACGGAGCAACCAGAUCUACAAGCGACCACUGAGGACACAGAGCCAGGUGGGACCACAUCUACUACAGAGCAACCAGAUCUACAAGCGACCACUGAGGACACAGAGCCAGACUUCAAGGAUACAAAGAAAUGCAGUUAUGAUGACGUUAUAAAUCACCUGAAACUGAACCAAACCAACUCAUUGCUUACCUUGUCGAGACCUGUUAAAGAUUUUAUGGAUCCUACAAUCGUAUAUAUCCAGUUCAUUCUUUACGCCAUCCUAGACGUGAGAGAAUCUGACCAGUCGUUCAUUCCUUAUGUUUGGAUAAGUAUGGAAUGGUCGAAUGACCACAUUGAAUGGGAUGAAAAAAGGUUUUGUGGCAUUAAACGUAUAAUAGUUCCUACUGAGCUGCUGUGGAAACCAGAUAUAACCAUUAAAGAGAUAACAGAAAAGGAGAAAACUCCUCCAAGCCCUUAUCUCCUAAUUGAAAGUGAUGGCUGGGUCAAAUAUAGGAGCGACCAAGUCCUGAUCAGCACCUGUGGGAUGCAGGUUUACAAAUUCCCCUUUGACACCCAGAGGUGCAACCUGUCCUUCAGGUCCAUCAUGCACUCUGAUGAAGAAAUUUCAUUUAACACCAACCCCAACAUUGCAACGGUCACAGCGUGGUCACAUGCGAUCAUGGCCAACCAUUCUGAGUGGCGUCUGCUCAGUAUAACACCGAACAAAAUAACUGUCAACAACUUUGGACUCAACCACAGUACGAUUGUCUAUACAAUUUCCAUGCAGAGAAGACCGGUCCUGUACCUUGUCAGCUUCAUACUCCCCGUCGUUUUCUUUCUUUGUCUGGACUUUGCUUCCUUUCUGAUCUCAGACACUGGGGGUGAGAAGCUGAGUUUUAAGAUCACUGUGCUUCUUGCAAUCACUGUGAUGCAGCUGAUUCUGAAUGAAAUACUGCCUUCGUCCUCUGACCGGAUCCCUCUGAUAGCUGUGUACUGCAUUGGAAUCUUCACGAUGAUGCUGCUCAGCCUCCUGGAGACAAUUGUGGUGAUGUAUCUGCUACAAAAAGACCCUGCAGAACAAUUUAAUAAGGACGAUGAGGACCGAAGCCUGAGUGAGGAUUGUACUGAUAGACAGAGUGAAAGCAGGGUGAGGAAUAAAUGGACUUUCUGUGUCUGUGAUGCUGAUGAACCACCAACUCAAGCUCUGCCUGAAAACGAGGGCAGCAGCAACAAGACGGAGGUGUCCCGAACCUUGGAGAAGGUCUCUGAUGACCUGAGGAAAAUGGAGAAAACCAUCAGUCUGUUCAGCAACGGCAGCAAGAAGGAAGGAAGGAAGCUCUACUGGAUCAGAGUGACUAAAAGGAUCAACAAAGUCUUCUUUGUUUGUUAUGUCACAGCAACCGUUGUGUUUCUCAUUAUCAUCUUUACACUGUGGCUCACAGACGACAAUGAAUGAUAUAAAACGGUGACUGACUCUUAAAGUGAAGUCAGUCAGACACUGAUGAUGCAGCUGGUGCAGUGUGUUAGUUUGUACAGCGUGUUGUAGCGUUACUCUGAACUCAUAUCAACCAUUUUAUUAAUCUUCUGUGGUUUCUUAAUUCAUUCUCUGGUGUAUUAGUUAUUACUACAUGUUGUUUGUAAAACACUGUUUAUCAGAAUGUGGACAAAAUAAUGUGUAAUAAGUAUUUGUAAAGGUUUUACACACACGACUGAAAAGGGACGAUUCCAACGUUUAAUGCCCUCAGCCGUGUUCUGGACACGCGCAUGUUAGUCUGUGAGCCUGCAGCGUCCUGAACGGGACGUGUCCUUCUCUACUCUUACGUGUUCAACUUGUCAACACAGCUGCACUAUUGUAACCAAGCUGCAAACAGUUGUGUGACCACAGACCGAAUGUGUUCAUGAAGACGUUCUCUGGCACCAGUCGUGGUAGAAAAUAAAGAACCAAAUUUAAAUGUACUCAUAUCAUUAAAUACAAAUAAACUGA